Molecule: messenger RNA, 2299 nt
Organism: Solanum tuberosum (potato)
Lineage: Eukaryota; Viridiplantae; Streptophyta; Magnoliopsida; Solanales; Solanaceae
Exons: 2
Coding region: 1114-1626 (170 amino acids)
Source: RefSeq, a predicted model, not a curated record
AUUUCUGUUCCCUUUAAUGGGGUUUUAUUGAUUCUUCUGUAACUGAAUCUUUUAUCCAAAAUGUUCCAAGUUUGAUGGAGAAGGAAAGUUUUUAAGGUUAACUCAUAAAGUUAGUAACUUUUUUGUUGUAGUUAUCUGAAAAUUAGAUUAAUUUUGGAAAAAAGAUUUUAUUUUUCUGUUUAUUUAUGAGGAGGUAUAAAUUGGAAAGCUGUAAUUUUUCUUUUGGGGUUUUCUUGUUCUUCUGUGACUGAAUCUUUUAUCAAAAAUGUUCCAAGUUUGAUGGAGAAGGAAAGUUUUUAAGGUUCUUUAUGAGACAACCAAGCUGGAAAUCUCAUAAAGUUGGUAACUUUUUUGUUGUAGUUAUCUGAAAAUUAGAUUAAUUUUGAAAAAAAGAUUUUAUUUUUCUGUUUAUUUAUGAGGAGGUUGAAUUGGAAAAAGCUGUAAUUUUUCAUCUGGGGUUUAGUUGAACUGAUUUAAUUGGAAUUGGAAUUUUUAUUUCUUGAAAUUUCAAGUGCUAAAUUCAGCUAUUCUUUAGGGUCAAAUGUUAGUUGUUGUAUUCUAUUAUGACCUAUUUUUGUGGGGUUUUCAUUAGCUGUCAAUUUUCUUUCCUUUGGUUCAAGUUGAACUUGAACAUGGUUUGAAAACUUGACUCAAUUAAUUGCUAAUAAAAAGGUAGAAGACAAAAAGGUGAAGAAUUUGAAUUAUGUUGCAUAUUGUUUGUUUUAUAUAUUAGAAAACUUGUUUAUAUCUUACCUACCUGAAUAAUGACAACAUUAUAGGCCAGAUUCAAUGGAAGAAAAUCCCUCUUUCUUUGGGGUUCCAUUGCUUUAUUGUAUAAUAUAUAUUGAGAUUCAAGGUUUCUGGACCCUUGUGUACUAUUAAUAUAAUAAAUAAUUAUAAGAAUCUCUUUUCUUGAUUUUGGCUUAAGCAUAACAUGCCUGUUUUAAUGUUUGUUUGCCAUCAAUUUCAUUGUGUUCAUUUUCUUACCUUAUCUGUCUUGGUAUAGGAACAAAUCACUCAUUUAGUUUUUCAUUGAGGUUCCAGAAUCUUGAUACAUCUGUCUGACUCUGUGUCCGGUGCCUGCAUUGGAUAAGUUCCUGGAUAUAGGAAGAUAUGGCCAUGACAUUUACCCCCUUGUCAUGGUUGCUUUGGAGUGGAAAACAUCAAGAACCCAAAAUCUCUAAUGGUUCCUCUUUAAAUUCAUCACCUGAUUCGUUAUUGUGGGAAUCGGAUACUUUGAAGUUUCCUCUUGAUCGCAGGAGGGACAUCGCUUCCUCAUCAAGAAGGGUUAAGCGAAAAUGGCAGAGUCGUGAGGAACGAAAGAUUGACAGGGAAUAUGAUAUUGUUAUUGUGCCAUCAGAUGGUGGAUGUGUUUCAGGGUCUGAGUCUGAGGAUUCAGAUUGGUCAGUUGGAUGGCUGGAGCCUCAUGGACCUGGAUUCAAUAGUGAUGAUGAUUUAGAUGAUAGCUUUGCUGUGCUUGUUCCCUGCUAUGGCUAUGGUUGUGCAAAUGUGGAAGAAAAUGCACAAGAUAAGUUUCUGCAAGCCAUCGCAAACUUGAAGGACAUAUAUGCUACUGAGAAUAAGAAGUAUAUGGAGCACUGGGUCUCAUCUCUGAGGAAUCACUGAAAUCCAGCAGCGCCUAUGGUGCUGAUCAAAACUUGUUUUCUGCUGCUUAUCAUGAUUCUAUGUUGCAGUGGAUCAAACUUGAGCUGUUAUGGUUACUCACUACAAACUUAGAUAUGAACUCUAUAGAAAUAUAAAGAUAUGAUAUCCUAAAACAAACAAAAAAAUGUCUGGAAAUAAUGUAUAUUUGUAGAAAGAGGAGUGAGUUUGAAGGACGCUAAUAUUUGAGGAGAAGAAAUAGCAGACGAUAUAGGCAUCUGCUGCUUCCUAUCCACUCUCAAAAAGAAAAGAAAAAAAGAAAAAACAAGAAAAAGGAACCUCCCUUUCAUAUUUCGUGGAUAUUCUGGUAUUUGAUCUCCAGAAUUGUCUCCGAAGAUGUGACCUCUGCUUGCAAUGCUUCUUCAUGAACAUUGGUGUAAGUUUUCGAUGUAAAGUGACUGGAAGGAGACAGAAAGAAAUGGAUGAUGGAGGACACAAAAUUCUUAAGAAGAGGGAAAGGCACAGCUGUGUGUUAUGCUUGAUCAUUCUUUGAUGUAAAUAUCUGUGAAUAUGUAAAUAUGUUCAUCUAGUUGUAAAUACGUCGCGUGAAGUUUGAUAAUCUUCAUAAGUACUGUAAAUAAUUGUAAAACUCAGACAGCAUUAGUUGCAAUAAUAUGCCUCUGCUGUUUAUUGGUGA